AUGUCUGAUUCAUUCAGUAGUACCUUUCACUCUGCCACUCCAAAUUCCCCACACAAUUCCCAUGCAGCCCCCAAAAUCCCCACAAUCUGCUCAAUACCCCAACCUUAUUGUAUUUGCACCCACUGUAAUCACAUCCUCACCUUCAAUCACCAUGUUGGUAAUGUAGCAGAACAAGGGACAAAUAACACAGGGUCCCAUGUACAGACCCAGCAAAGCACAAGGUGGAGUCCAACGCCAGUUCAAUUACUAGUCCUUGAGGAAUUGUAUAGGCAAGGAACUAAAACACCAUCAGCGGAACAAAUCCAACAAAUAGCUUCACAGUUGCGCCAGUUUGGGAAGAUUGAAGGGAAGAACGUCUUCUACUGGUUUCAGAAUCACAAGGCAAGAGAGAGACAGAAACGUCGUCGUAGGGAAAUGGAGGAAAAUGCAGCUUCUAAUGAAGGGUUGAAAGAGACAGGUUGUGGAGUUAAAGAGACAAAGAAGUGGGCAUCCACUUCAAACUGCAGUGGACAUGCAGAGGAAUCUGCAGUGCUGGAUAUAGCAGAAAAAGGAUCUAGUGUGUGGACUCAAUUUGAAGAGAGAGGCAUACAAGUUUUGAGGAGAAACACAGCAGAAAGGCAAGCUAAGUGCCAAAAUAUGGAAAUGCCUUGUUUCCCUCCCAUUUCUAUGGCAGUUCCUACAAGUUCAGCUGCACAUAGAACACAUAACACACAGCUUUUAACCCCCCAAAAUUUCAAUUUACCAUCUGUACUAAACAGAGAAAGUUUCAACUAUUAUGAUGAAGAAAAUGCAGAUCCUCGGACCCUAGACCUUUUUCCACUUAAAAGGGACGACCAAAAUGGCAUUUGUCUUGCUGAGAGAAAACCUAUGUUCUGUGCCAAUGCUUCUAUGGACAGUGAAAUCGCCUCCAACCAGUUUUUUGAGUUUCUUCCUUUAAGAAACUGA
Abrus precatorius (Indian licorice) is the source of this 945-nucleotide messenger RNA. RefSeq names its product WUSCHEL-related homeobox 6-like. Lineage: Eukaryota; Viridiplantae; Streptophyta; Magnoliopsida; Fabales; Fabaceae. Gene Ontology annotation, molecular function: DNA binding; DNA-binding transcription factor activity. The transcript is spliced from 4 exons. Gene Ontology annotation, biological process: plant organ development. The record is from RefSeq and is a predicted model, not a curated record. The coding region runs from base 1 to 945 and encodes 314 amino acids.